Moneuplotes crassus is the source of this 1987-nucleotide messenger RNA. The record is from the annotation of a GenBank genome assembly. Lineage: Eukaryota; Ciliophora; Spirotrichea; Euplotida; Euplotidae.
AGAGAGUUUUACCCAACAAAGAGAACGGAAGUAUUCUUGAUGAAUACAAGGACGCAUAUUGAGGGUACAGACCAAACAUCCAAGAGAAUCAUUCAAGGACAUCGAAGGCGCUGACUCAAGAAAAGAAACAAUGGUGAUUUUAUCAAGCAAAAUAAAAUACAGCCUGUUAGCAGAAUACGUCCGACAGAUAGAGAUGUCCAGUUUCAUCCCAAGUAUAAGGAAGGCGUAGUAACUCCUGAUGGAGUUAGGAGGAAGAAGAGACGAGAGAAUGAUAUGAAUAUUAGUCAAGACUCACCUCCUCUUGAUUCUAAGGUAGUCCCAACCUUCACUCCAAACUUACGAGCAUCAAAUUCCACCUUAUAUACUUCUAAUGUGAGAGGAGCAAUGACUUCAAUCUUGUAUAAUGGAGACCAGGCUGCAUUCACCUCACCUAUGGAUAGUAAUAAUUCAACAGCUUUGAAUGGCAGGAGAUUGGGUACUAGAAAUAAAGAUAGGGGUUAUGCAUCCGUUACAAAUGAUUCUCUAAAUGAUAGGGUUGAUCCUUCCGAGAACUAUGAGGAAAACCCAUAUUUCAAAACUCCUGAUGCAAUGAGAAGAUUGAAAAGGAAACAUUUUGGAGUUCCGACAAACCCGAAAUACAUGAGCUUGAUUCCGAACAAAAUGAGAGACAUUGAAGAGGAUAUUGAUGUUCAUGAAAUGAACGACUCCGAUAAUCAGAAGGACAGAAAAGUUCGGGAAUACUCUUUUUCCCCCACUAAGACACCUUCUAAAAAUGGAAGAGACGAGCUGAACCGAAGAAGACAUAAUAAUUUUCUGAAGAACAAGAUCAAUAGCUCUAAUUAUUCAGUGGCGAGGUCACAUUUUGACAGGGAGCCUUCCAAGCUGAUUUCAACUGUCAAUUAUUCCAGACUAGGGAAAUAUAGGGUUGUCCAGAACCCAAAGAGAUACCAUAUUUCUAACUUCAAAAUGGAGGACCAGCCAAAUUAUGAUGGGGUAGAUAGUAAAAUCAUACUGUGGUGCACUUGAAAGGCUGAUCAUAAGAAAUACUUCUGCCAGACGGGCAGAAGCUGGACAGAAAUAGUUUCACAUGACUUUAGAUACCUCAAAUGGAAGGAUGCUUAUGAGAACAUACUGAUUGGACAGAAGCAAUGAAAGCAAAUUUCAAGGGAUAUUGAACGGACUUUUCAAAAGCAUUAUGCUUUCAGGCAUACAUCAAUGGUACACCGGCUGUCAAGAGUCCUCAACGCAAUCUCUCUGUAUGAUCCCAAGCUAGGGUACGUACAAGGCAUGAACUUCCUCGUUGGAGCAUUUCUGCUCCAUUGCGAAGAAUGCAUAACAUUCUGGCUGGUAAUUGAACUUUUUGAGAGUUACGAAAUGAGAGAGGUCUAUGAAGACGGUCUCAUAGGAAUGUACAGGCAUUCAGCAAUCUGAGAAAAUCUCAUUGAGGAAUACCUUCCUGAGGUAUGGGAUCAUUUCAAGAUUGUUGACAUCAGAGUUGAAAUGUUUAUGAGCGAUUGGGCAAUCAGCUUCCUAUGCUCAUACAUUCCUCUGAGCAGACUGGAUGAAUUCUUCACAUACUUUUUCAAAUACUCUUGGAGGUCGUUCCACUGAAUGGUCCUAGCCAUUCUUGAGUAUUUAAAGUUUGAAAUAGUCAAAAGUGAUGACAUGCCUUCAUGAAUGAACACGAUUAAGAUGUUGAAGGAGCAUAGAAACUCCUUUAAAUUUGAUAGAUCAAGUUUUCGGAAAAAGAAACCAGAAAUGCAUGGUAUGAAGCACUGCAUGGAUCUUCCCAAACUCAGGUUUGAAAAUAAAAAGAAGAAAGAUACCCUUACCCUUUCUUUCAGGAAGGAGAUGGAGGAGGUAGAGCAACAGAUCUCCCAUGAAAAGUGGGAUGAAGUAUUUGAUCUCUUCAGGAAGUACCUCAGGAAGGUAACGAAGGAGAAAUACAAGGAAGUCUACGCCAAGGUGCAGGUCUAAUUCCUCAUUU